AUGAGAUGGAUAUAUCCAGUAUUUAUGAAGGGUAUGCGAAAUAAUCGUUUGGAUUUUGAUGACAUGUAUCGGUGCUCCCAAUACGACACUUCCCACAGUUUUAUCACGGAAUGCGUGGUUCGUAUGAUACAGGCUUUACUACUCGGUUAUGUUAUUGAUUAUUUUGGUGGCGUUGACCUAAUUAAAUAUGACCAUGCUUGUAUGGCGGCCGGUGGUGUUUGCCUAUGCGAUAUAUUAACCACUGUUUUAAGUACUAACAGUAGAGUACGUUUAACUCAACUGGGAAUGCGAGCCCGAAGUUCCUGUUGUACUCUAAUGUAUAAAAAGUCACUCAAACUGAACCAGUUAUCAAUGGGAACGACAACUUUGGGUCAGAUUAUAAAUUUAAUGUCCAACGAUGUAACUCGAUUUGAUCAGUUUCCACUAUUCUGCAAUUAUUUAAUAAUAGCGCCAAUUCAGUCGGUCAUUAUUAUAUAUAUAAUGUACACUUAUAUAGGAUGGGCAGGCUUUGUGCCUGUUGCAUUACUAGUUUUAUUAAUUGUAUUUCAAUUUUUUAUGAGCAAAAUGUUUUCAAAAGUCAGAUUAAUGACCGCAAAGCUUACUGACACUAGGCUUCAGCACAUGGUUGAGAUCAUAUCGGGUAUGCGUAUCGUUAAAAUGUAUUCCUGGGAACAGCCCUUCGCAGACCUCGUGGCGGAGGCCAGAAAACAGGAAGUUUCGUGUAUACAGAGAUCUUGCUUUCUAAAGGCAAUCAAUAUGUCGCUGAAUAGUUUGGUACCUAGGUUGAUGGUAUUUUUCUGUUUCAUUACCUUGGUGCUCACCGGUGGAGUACUGUACGCUAAAGCUGUAUUUGUGUCCAUGAUGCUUGUUACCUGCAUAAGAAACAAUAUGACCGGGUGCUUCCCAGAGUCAAUCACUAUGGGGGCCGAGUUAUUAGUUUCUUGUAAUAGAAUUCAAACAAGUGGCAAACAAUUGCCUGAAGUAUACAUUAAUAACAUAACAGCCAAAUGGAGUGAUGAAAGCCCGUAUCCAACACUUGAGAAUAUAUCGGCACAUUUAAGACCCGGGGAUUUAUUGGCUGUUAUCGGACCGGUGGGAGCGGGAAAGAGUUCACUCUUAAUGACAAUUCUGAAUGAACUGCCGGUUCUGUCGGGAAGUAUCGAAACGGUGGGAACGAUGAGCUACGCCACUCAGGAGGCCUGGAGUUUCAACACUAGUGUCCGAAAUAACAUACUUUUUGGGGCCGAAUAUAACGAUAUCCGAUAUAAGCGAGUGCUAGAGUUGUGCGCUUUGGAGCGAGACUUUGAGAUCUUCCCGUUCGGAGACAAGACAUUAGUCGGUGAGAGAGGAGUACAGCUGUCGGGCGGACAGAAGGCCCGCAUCGGGUUAGCCAGAGCUCUGUACCGAAACUCUGAUAUCGUAUUAAUGGACGACCCGUUGAGUGCUGUCGACACUAGUGUUGCCGAACAUAUAUUUGAUAAAUGUAUAGUCGACUACUUGUGCGACAAAAUCCGUAUUCUAGUCACACAUCAAAUCCAAUUCAUACGAAAAGCGACACAAAUAUUGGUUUUGAACGACGAGGGAAAGUGUCUGGGAUUGGGAUCCUAUGAUGAGCUCCAGUCCCGGGGCUUAGACUUCAUGUCUAUUCUCAGCGAUCAGGAGAGAGAAGUCGACGAUAAGCCGGAACAACAUAUGGAUGACAAUUUUGACAGCAACAUAAAUACCCAUGGCACUUUAGUUGCAGAGAAUUUGACACUAAAUAAUGGAGAGAACGUUGUCCAACCAAAAACAAUUGACGAGGGCCGUGAAACGGGUUCAAUAUCCGGGAAAGUAUAUUGCACAUUUAUCAAAGCAGGCACCGGACCUUUGACUGACAAAAAUCAAAACACGGCUAACAUUAAGACCUCUGAGCAGAACAGAGAUGUGAUUAUUUACUCCUCACUGAUGGCCGCGCUGUUCAUCGCAUCCCUAUUGAGAGCCAUCACAUGGUUUGUGAUGUUUAUGAGGGCUUCAGUUAAUCUCCACAACAAUAUAUUCUACCGGCUAUUACGGGCCCCGAUGUCUGUGUUUGAAAAUAACCCAGUUGGUCGCAUAUUAAAUCGCUUUUCAAAAGAUCUUGGUACAGUCGACGAACAACUACCAAGUACAGCGCUUGAUUUUAACAUGAGUCUGACUCAAGGUGUCGGCGGAAUAAUAAUAAUCACGAUUGUUAAUCCAUAUUUGAUUAUACCAUCAUUUAUCUUAAUUGUAAUAGUUUUGGCAGCUAGGGCUGUUUACAUCAAGUCAGCUAGGGACAUUAAACGGGCCGAAGGUUUAAGUAAAAUUAGCAUUAGUCCUAUGUGCUUAUCCCAUAAACUUAACAUUAUCCAUAUGAUUUGUAUUAUCCAUAUCUGUGACUGCAAUUUCAUCCCGGAGUCCAGUGUACAGUAUUCACACGUGAGCACUACAUUUAAUGGGUUGGCCAGUGUUAGGGCCUUUGGGGCCCAGGAUAUGUUUGAGAGACAAUUUUACAUAUACCAAGAUGAUCACUCGGCCACCUGGAUGCUCGUCACUACUGCUAACUAUGCGUUUGCCUUAAUAAUAGACGGACUGUGUUUUCUCUAUACAGUCAUUAUAUUCACGGUUUUUAUGGUAUGCCCUGAAGAGUUAGGCGCGGGUGAGACCGGACUGGCCUUAUCAUCAGCCUUAAUGUUGAUGGGAUUGACUCAAUGGGGAGUCUGCCAGUCGGCUGAGGCGGAGAGUCAGAUGACUUCAGUCGAGCGCAUCAUUGAGUACUCAAAACUACCGCAAGAGGCGGCCCUCACAGCCCAUGACAGCCAUAAACCCCCUCCCGAUUGGCCACAGAAGGGACGGAUAGAGCUCAAGGAUAUGAGUCUAUACUACGAGGGAUCAGACAAACCGGUGCUCAAGAACUUGAAUUGUGUGAUCAAUGCGGGCGAGAAGGUAGGCAUCUGUGGCCGGACGGGCGCCGGCAAGUCGUCCAUCAUAUCAGCGCUGUUUCGUAUGGUUGAGCCAAAGGGGCGGAUAGUAAUGGACGGCAUUAACACGGGAUCUAUUGGUUUGCGUGACUUGCGGUCAGUCAUCUCAAUCAUACCUCAGGAUCCGGUGGUCUUCACGGGAAGUGUCCGAAAAAAUUUGGAUCCUUUCGGCGAAUAUAGCGACCAAAACAUAUGGAGUGCCUUAGAAGAGGUGAAGCUGAAGGGGGCGGUGGGGGACCUCCCGGGCCAGUUGGACGCCCAGUUGGCCGAAGGGGGCGCUAAUCUCAGUGUAGGUCAGCGGCAGUUGGUAUGUCUGGCGCGGGCUAUACUGCGACACAAUAGGGUACUAGUGCUGGACGAGGCGACCGCUAAUGUUGACCAUAAAACCGAUGCUUUAAUUCAGGCGACAAUUCGCCGCAAAUUCAGUGACUGUACUGUCCUUACAAUCGCUCACAGACUCAACACUAUUAUAGAUUGCGAUCGCGUUUUGGUGUUAGACGCGGGAGAGAUCAUAGAGUUUGACGAACCGUUUGUUUUACUGCAACGAAAGGUACAGUUGUAUGACAUGUGCCGCAAGACUGGGAAACAUAUGUUCAAUCAUUUACUAAAUAUGGCUAAAGAAUUACAUCUUAAGAGACUUAAUGCCACACAAGUCGACGACGAGGACAGGGAUUGGGAGUAGUGAUGGAAAU
Messenger RNA from Medioppia subpectinata, 3670 nucleotides. NCBI's taxonomy places the organism in Eukaryota, Metazoa, Arthropoda, Arachnida, Sarcoptiformes, Oppiidae. The record is from the annotation of a GenBank genome assembly.